Molecule: messenger RNA, 600 nt
Organism: Manihot esculenta (cassava)
Lineage: Eukaryota; Viridiplantae; Streptophyta; Magnoliopsida; Malpighiales; Euphorbiaceae
Product: EPIDERMAL PATTERNING FACTOR-like protein 9
Exons: 3
Coding region: 107-436 (109 amino acids)
Biological process (GO): positive regulation of stomatal complex development
Source: RefSeq, a predicted model, not a curated record
UAUGGUCAUUAUUUGACCACAACUCUCUAAUCUCUUUCAUUUCUAGCUCUUUCUCAAUUUCUUUUACAUUUAUCCUUCAAAGUCUACUCCAAUACAAAGAGAAACCAUGGCAUACAUUAAACUGUGCAACUUACUCUUCCUACUCUUCUGCCUUAUCCUUACAGCAUUUGUUACUCAAGGAUCCAUAACUCAUCAAGAAAAGCUUCCUAAUAAUCCAAGAACAUCUCUCUCAACAGGAGUAUCACAUUUGAAGAUUGGCAGUGAAGCACAGAGUUCAAGGAAUGCAAGGAGAUUGAUGAUAGGAUCCACAGCUCCUACUUGCACUUACAAUGAAUGCAGAGGAUGCAAAUACAAGUGUAGAGCUGAGCAAGUUCCAGUGGAAGGAAAUGAUCCUAUACAUAGUGCAUACCAUUACAAAUGUGUUUGUCAUAGGUGAUGAAAAAAUGGGCACAUCAAAGAUGAGUGGGUUAAUUCUCUUUAGAAUUAGAAUUACUGUGGUUUUUGUGUCAAGGAAAAUAUGCAUUACUAUGUAAAGAACUCGUUGAGUGCCAAGAUUAUCAUGCAAUUUCUUGAGAAAAAAAGUUGCUCUUGUUCUUCUCA